Messenger RNA from Papaver somniferum (opium poppy), 2625 nucleotides. Its product is annotated as cellulose synthase-like protein G2. Gene Ontology annotation, cellular component: plasma membrane; trans-Golgi network. The transcript has 6 exons. Gene Ontology annotation, molecular function: cellulose synthase (UDP-forming) activity; mannan synthase activity. Gene Ontology annotation, biological process: cellulose biosynthetic process; plant-type primary cell wall biogenesis. The coding region runs from base 46 to 2349 and encodes 767 amino acids. The record is from RefSeq and is a predicted model, not a curated record. NCBI's taxonomy places the organism in Eukaryota, Viridiplantae, Streptophyta, Magnoliopsida, Ranunculales, Papaveraceae.
UUUAUAUUUUAUCGAGCUUGUAAACACAUCCAACUUCACACGUGCAUGCUUUCCUUUUUAAUGGGUGAUGAUAACUUCCUAAGCUCAUUUCAUUUCAUACGGCAAAGUUCCGGAAAAACAUAUAAUCAAGUCGAGAUGGCUGCCACAACCUCCUCUUCUCCAUCAUCACCACCUCUGCACACGUUUAAGGUCCUUAAACGCAGACUCUGGAACCGAAUCUUUGCUCUGAUUUUUACAUCAGCAAUCUUAUCUUUAAUUCUGCACCAUUUCUUAUGUCUCUUACAUUCCGAGAACACUACCACCUUCCUCCUUCACCUCAACUUACUAUUCUCCGAUUUGAUACUCUCGUUCAUGUGGGCGACCACGCAGUCAUUCCGUUGGCGUCCCAUCCGUCGCGCCGUGCACCCCAAGAACCUUAUGCAAGUAACUAAGGUUUGGAAUCUUCCAAAGUUAGACGUGUUCAUAUGUACUCCCGAUCCGUACAAAGAACCACCUAUCGGUGUUGUUAACACGGCUUUAUCAGUAAUGGCUUAUAAUUAUCCAUCCGAUAGGAUAUCAGUAUAUGUAUCAGACGAUGGAGGAUCAGAGUUGACUCUUUUUGCUUUCAUGGAAGCUGCUAAGUUUGCUACUCACUGGCUGCCUUUCUGUAGGGACUAUAAAAUUGAAGAUAGGUGCCCUGCUGCCUAUUUCAGUUCUAGUCACUGCAGUUCAACCACAGACGCUGAGGAGCUUAAGAUGAUGUACGAAACCAUGAAAAUGAAAGUAGAAUGCGUUGUUGACAGAGGAUAUGUUGGUGAUGAACACAUCAAAACUGAUAAGCAGCGUGAAGCUUUCAGUCGAUGGGCAGAUGAAUUUACACGUCAAGAUCAUUCUACUGUAAUCCAGGUUCUAUUAGAGAAUGGUCAAGACAAGGACAUCACAGGGGUUGACAUGCCAAACCUUGUUUAUGUUUCGAGACAGAAAAGUAAAGCCUCGCACCACCACUUCAAGGCUGGUGCUCUAAAUGUUCUGGUUCGAGUCUCCGCUGCCAUGACUAAUGCACCAUUAAUCCUGACGUUGGACUGCGACAUGUAUUCGAAUGAUCCUAAUACUCUCGUUCAAGUGUUAUGCUUUAUGUUGGAUUCCAAGAUGUUAAAUUACGGUUACGUACAAUUCCCUCAACGCUUUCAUGGGAUUAAUAAGAACGACAUCUAUGGAGGUGAAAACAAACGUUUAUUUCAGAUAAAUCCUAUCGGCAUGGAUGGGUUAGCAGGUACCAAUUACGUAGGUACAGGGACAUUUUUUCGUCGACAAGCUUUCUUUGGUGGGCCUUGGUCAUACGUAUCCGCUGAAAAGCCAGAACUAAACCCUGAACAUAUUGUCGAUAAGUCCAUUCAAUCAGAAGCAGUUCUGGAAAUGGCUCAAAGCGUAGCUAGCUGUGAAUAUGAAAAUGGCACCAAAUGGGGUUCUAAGAUAGGUUUUAGAUAUGGGUCACUGGUGGAAGAUUAUUUCACAGGUUAUCAAUUGAAUUGUGAAGGUUGGGACUCUGUAUUCUACCAUCCAGAUCGGGCAGCCUUUUCGGGGGACAUUCCUAUCAACCUUGAUGAUGUGCUGAGCCAAAACAAAAGAUGGUGUGUAGGCUUACUUGAAGUGGCUUUCUCCAAGUACAGUCCGAUCAUUUUUGGAACACAAUCUAGAGGUAUUUUGAUGGGCUUAGCUUAUUCCCAUUUCGCCUUUUGGGGUAUUUGGUCUAUUCCGAUUACCAUUUAUGCCUUCAUACCGCAGCUUACUCUCCUCAAUGGAGUUUCGCCAUUCCCCAAGGUAUCUGAUCCUUGGUUCUUAUUGUAUGUGUUCCUGUUCCUUGGAUCUUACAUCCAAGACUGCCUAGAUUUUAUGCUAAUGGGAACGACAUUUCAACGAUGGUGGAACGAUCAAAGAAUGUGGUUAAUCCGUGGUGUCUCAUCGUACCUAUUCGGAUCCAUUGAAUUCUUCCUCAAAUCCUUGGGUAUCUCCACGUUUGGAUUCGUUAUAACUAGUAAAGUAAUAGACGAUGAACAAAACAAACACUAUGAACAAGGAGUUUUUGAGUUUGGAGUUGCGUCACCUUUGUUUGUACCAUUAACAACAGCGGCUAUCAUCAACUUCAUUGCGUUUUCUGUGGGUGUCACAAGAUUGAUUUUGGGACACAGCAAACUGGAGGAAAUUUUCAUUCAAUUGGUUUUAUCAGGGUUUGGGGUAGUCAAUUGUUGGCCAGUAUAUGAAGCUAUACUAUUGAGGAAUGACAAAGGAAAAAUGUCUUUAAAGAUUACAAUUUUAUCUAGUCUUCUGGCGUUUUCUUUGUACUCAUUAUCUCAUUGUCUUGCGUCUUAAAUUAUGGCCAGGGAUUUGUUGUAGUUUUGCGGUCUGUUGAAUAUUAUAUGGAUUCUUUCACGAGAAUUAUCAGCACAUUUAGUUGGUCGCGGUCCAGUUUUUUCUCCAAAGACUCUAAUACCUUCUUUCAUGGAGGAAAUUGUUCAGAUUCUGGGUUCUUGCAAGGGGUUAAUUUGCUUUGUCCUUUGUUUUGCUCGUUUCCAUGGUCUUCUUAAUCCAUUUACUGGAGAGUACAGGAAAUUACCGUCACCAAAGUCAUCUAUUCUAUCUGGUAAA